AUGAGACAAGUGGCUGUAUAGGAACUCAAGAUUUGAUGUUCUUCACAGUCAUUUUCUGGAAGUCCAUGGGCUUGCAGCAAAAGGCUGUGAAAAUGGAGUGGAAUUCCCUGCUGAUGCUGCUGGAAGCUGCGGAAUACUUGGAAAGACGAGAGAGAGAAGCGGAGCACGGCUACGCCUCGGUGCUGCCCUUCGACAGCGGCUACGCCAGGAGGAAAAGCAAGGCCGGGAAGCCCCAGAGCAGCCGUGGGACUUGCAGGUCUUCACAUAAUGAACUAGAAAAGCAUAGACGAGCUAAACUACGACUAUAUUUAGAAGAGUUAAAACAACUUGUCCCUUUGGGAGCAGACAGCACUAGACACACUACACUCAGUCUGCUGAAAAGAGCCAAGAUGCAUAUUAAGAAAUUGGAAGAACAAGACCGGAAAGCUCUAAAUAUUAAAGAACAGUUACAGCGAGAACAUCGAUACCUCAAGCGCAGAUUGGAACAGCUCUCCAUGCAGGGCCUGGAACGAAUUCGCACAGACAGCCUGGGAUCAACAAUAUCUACGGAUUCUGAGCAAGAAGUAGACAUCGAAGGAAUGGAAUUCCCACCAGCUGAAAUGGACAGUAGCAGAAGUCCCAGCGAUGCGGAAGACAGUUUGCAAGGGAGCUCGAGCGACAGCGGCUACACACAUUCGCACAGACUCAAUGCCAGGCUUCUGUAGCAUCGAAGGGCACCGCUCAACUCAGGACGUUCUGACUAAAGCACUUACACGAAAUAUGCCGGACUGCCAUUCUUCCAGAAAACCUCAGCCCACAGUAAUCUGAAAGGAGGUUUCGUGCCCAGGGUUCGCCGAACGACGAUUGGUAUAUUCAAUAAAUUGCAAAUCAUGUUUUUUUUCUACAAAAUGUGAUUAGAUACACUUGCGGCUUAAAGUCCUUUAUUGUAGCCAUUGUACACACUGUUAGUUCUGGGUGGGUGGGUGUGUGCUUUUAAAAAAUAUUUUAAAAUACAAAGUGGGCAUAGCAAAUAUUUACACACGAAGAUGGAGAUUUUCUGUUAGCCACUCAAAAAUGGGUUUGUCUCUGGCAAUAGGAACUUCUGUAGCCGAAACGGCGCGUUAAAAGGCUCGUCCACAGUUCCGCUUGCCACAACAGUCUUUCCCAGGAAAACCUGCUUUUUACCGCUGAAUCUGAUUGGGAUUUCUCUGAAUUAAGAGUGGGUUUUCCAGGAGAAAGUGGCAUGGCAAAGGCAAAACUGCUCAGACCCUCGUUCUUUGGAUUUUGGCUAUAGUGGACCAAGGAUUGAAAAGUUAGUGGGGAGGAUAUACUUUUUUAAAAGUACAUUAUCAUUUUACCAAAAAAAACCCCAACAACUUUGGUUAGCAAAUAUUCCUAUAGGAGAAGUUCUUUCGAUAUUUUUGAGACACACACACACAAAAUGUAUAUUCUCUUGAUUUAUCAUCAAGCGUACUGUUCAUCUUCAAAAGAUGAGGGGAAAGCUGAUUCGAAUCAGGACUUAAUGUGCAAUGACCCUAGCUUUCUAUGUUUUUAUAUAGUGACUUAACUCCGGAAGAAAAUAAAUCGUGUUUGCUUGCACAUGUAAAAAAACAAAACACUCUGCUAACUUUUGAGGGUCAGGAUUAUUGUGCACAAAGAUUAGUUGCCUCUCAUUUGGUGAUUUUUAGCAAGGGUUGUUUAUUGUACUCCUGUUUUUACUCUCCACGAAAUGCUUUGACCGCGUAUGUAGCACUCGGCCCUCAGGAUUUUCAUGUUUUGUAUUUGCAUUUAUUCUUCCCGCCUUCUCAGACCGUGAUUCUGAUGAUUGUGCCACAUCCAAAUGAGUGAAUGUCAAUUCAGCAGAGGAGGCCCAUGUCUGCAGCUGUUACAUAUCAUAUAUUAUGAUGCUUAUCUAGUUCCUGUUUUAACUGAUGGAAGUGUCAGGUGUACAUCUCCAUUCAGGUCAUUUAAGUCUCACGUAGUCAGAUGGGACAAGCUGGAUUGGGGCCAACACACUCUUUUUUUCCUAAUUGAUUUUAAUGUUUACCAUUCAAUAUUUCAGUAUUCUUUGUGAAGGAUUCAGAGCUCGAAUGAACCAGAGCUGGAUUAUCAAAUAGUUGUUCAGAAGAAAGCAAAACUGUUUGCUUAAGUUUUUUUUAAAAAAAAUAUUAUAUUGCUUUCUGCAGCUGCAAAUACACUUAAAUGGAAGGCAUGGCUUUAAAUUACAGUAUUCAUAUUAAACCUUUUUCUUUCUUUCUUUUGUAUGCUAUCAUUGGAAUUGGAAUUCCUUACAAAAUGCAAAGAAAACGCUGUAAAAUUGCAUCGUUUAUUUAGCGUUCAUCAAUAUGUUUAGAAUAUAAUUACCCCGAUUGUAGCAAUACUGCAACCUUGCCUUUUAAUACACUUUAAGCUUAGUGAAGUCAUUAGAGUUUGGCUUGCUGGUAAUUAAAAAUGGACCAAUCUUUGCAUCGCUACUUUAAGGUCUUUUUUAAAUAAAUGAAAAAGAUUAAAAGCUAUAUAGACUUUAGACAUGUUAUAUUGCCUGUAAAUACAUUUCCUAUUAAAUACUCUGUAUUAUAUUUUUCCUAACUCUUCCCAUUUGCUCAUAUAGAGAAAGGGAAUAGUUACAUACCUGAAUCGGAGUCUCAGGGACUCUUCACCUUAGUCAAAUUGUGCCUUGGUGACCAUUGAUCUAUUCCUUUUCCUUUCCUUUUUUUUAAACCUUAGUGUGAUUACUUCAUAAGCACCAGUCAGCAUGUUUGAGUGUAUCAUCUUGCUGAAGGUGAAGCUCUGAGACCUCUUGGUUUUUUUUAAAAAAAGAUACUUUUAGUGCAGGGAAAAUAAUCAUUCCAACGCCUAUACCCAAUAAUUUAACCCCACUUUAAAAAUGUGUAAUAUUCAUGCGUCUCGGAUCGGUGGCUUCCAAGAAAGCCAUAUAAACCCUGUUCCAGAAGUCCAUGUGUUCAGAUGCACAUAAGGAUAUUUUCUGCUCCUGAUUUAAACGGAGAGGGGUCACUCUGUGAGAAAACUAUUCUUUCCGUUUAAAUUAAUUGGGAGACUCGCUCUAGGGACAGGGAUCUACUGAGUAGACCGCAGGAUCAGGGCCAUGCUGUCAGCUGCUACAACCUAAGGCCGCAAUUGAAUAGUUUUAGCGUUGAACUAAAUUUUAUACGGCAAUGAACCGGUGAGAAGGGUGAAACAAAAUAUUUUGGGUGCCUUUCUCACAUCCCAGAGGCACCCUAGGGCAAGACCUGCCCCCAUCACUGCCAGCUCCUGCUUCUGAGCAUCAGUAAACCUUUCCCCUUUCCUUCCUGCUAUUUUCAAACUGGGGGUUAACAAGUGGGAAUUUUAAUAUUUUUUAAAUCAGGCAGCCUAGACAUAGACGGAGGCAGGCAUGCUGGUGUUCCGCUCUUCGUUCUGCCAGCUCAAGUCCCAGCAGGAUGUAGGGCAAAGCAUUUUCAAAACACACCUUAAGAUUGCAGCCUUUGCUGCUUCCUUUAAUACUCAGCGUAUUAUUUUCCCCGUGGUGCUCACAAUGCAGAAAACAAAAGGUCGGCUAUACUUUUGGCAGCUUACAGGCCUUGUUAGCCCAGAACUUGCUAACCAAACCAGGCUGCUUCAAAAGCAGCCAUCUAUUUUGUAGUCAUCCCUCCUUUAACCAGGGGGAAGACGCCUAAAGCUAUAAACCGGCAGCUAAAUUGGAAAUAAACCUCUGUUAAUGCUCUUGCAUUGUACACUUUGCAUAUGAUUAAAACCUUUCGUGAGAAAAGAUACACAGCAAUAUAAGCAUUGUGUGUAGUGGAAAGCAGCAUUAAUUACUAGCUCCUCUUGAUUGCAUUUAAUGUUGAAAAUCAUGAUAUCUAUUUUUUAGAAGUUUACUUUAACUGUUACUGGGGAAAACAGUUGCGUUGUUGUGUUUCUUUUACUAUAUAAUGAAUGGAUUCAUGGCUUGUAAAAUGUUGGCUUUCAUGAAAAAGCAGCUCUUGCACAGAACAUUUCAAACAUAAAAAUCUGAGCGAAUGGAAAAGAGAUCUCAUGUAAAACAUUGUUGACUUGAUGCUACUCUUUAAAAAUAAUAAUGAAUGUGUACAAUUUAAUGAACUCUUCCAUGCUGGGUAUAAGUGGCUUUGUAUAUCUUUUAUAUUUUCAAUAAAGAUUACUCCAGUAUUCUAAGUUGCA
Podarcis muralis (Common wall lizard) is the source of this 4158-nucleotide messenger RNA. Lineage: Eukaryota; Metazoa; Chordata; Lepidosauria; Squamata; Lacertidae. The record is from RefSeq and is a predicted model, not a curated record.